Molecule: messenger RNA, 16203 nt
Organism: Mastomys coucha (southern multimammate mouse)
Lineage: Eukaryota; Metazoa; Chordata; Mammalia; Rodentia; Muridae
Gene: Lrrc7
Product: leucine rich repeat containing 7
Exons: 22
Coding region: 4555-8631 (1358 amino acids)
Biological process (GO): neurotransmitter receptor transport postsynaptic membrane to endosome; neurotransmitter receptor transport, endosome to postsynaptic membrane
Cellular component (GO): postsynaptic membrane; postsynaptic density; adherens junction
Molecular function (GO): protein binding
Source: RefSeq, a predicted model, not a curated record
ACUAUGAUGUAGUGUAAGUGUACAAUUUCUGGCUAUCCUUUAAAACAUAACACAUGAACUCUCCAUAGGCUCGUGGAAAGAAAGAUUAUGAGCUAUCACAUGAACUACUUAAUAUUUCUUCUUGACCUUCUUGGUAUAAUUAAGAUUUAAGACUACUAAGGGGAUGGUAGGAACAUGUAGAGUAAAGGCAUAUAACCCCUGGAAAUCUAAAUGACUUUGGGCUCCAUGCUCCAGUAAAUAGCUGCUUUGAGCCCUGAUCCUUUCAUUUGCCAUGAGAUAAAAGCUGCAGAAGCGUACCUAGCAUAGCAUUUUACAGAGUGAUUAUCCUGAACCCUGAAAAGAGCAGAUGUGUGAGAGUGGCCAAUUGCUUUACAGACAGAGCCUGGAAUUGUAGUCAGGCCCUCAUGGCUUGUUUGAGUUUUCAACUUCCUCUGAACCACAUCAUUCUUACUUUAAGGAGGAUUUGGUAUCAUUGCCUCUUUAAAUCUGAAAAUAUUGAGUAAUUGCUGAUCAAAUAAUGCUUGGAAAAUUUGUAGUUAAAUAUUUAUAAUAGAGCUUAUGAUAUUUAGAUGUGUUAAAAAUAUGUUGAGUUACAUGAUUUUUUAUUUUCUCUUUAAAAAAAUCUAUCACAAAGGGAUUAAUAUUAAUUUUUAUUUUUUUCUUUAUUGGAAAAAUCUUAAUAAAAUAUAGUGAUAAAUGAUAAAAUAACUCUCUUAUUUGUAGCAAUACUUAAUAAAAACUCACAGUCUCUCCUCAAUGAAAUAUUUUUAAAGCUUAGGCAUCAAAUUAUUAAAUUUUAAAGAUUAACUUUUGCAUUUUUAGCUUGGUGGUUUCUUUGACUAAAUAUUGAACUUAAAUAGUAAUGAACAUGAUAAAAACUAACAAAUCAUUCUGUAUCAGGAAAUAUGUAUAUUCAAGGUCUGUGUCUUUACUGUCAAACUCAGUCUCCAUAGACAGGAAAACUCAGGUUAACAUGAUGCUAGCCUCCUCCUUCAUAGCUUUGGAAUGAAUGGAAUGUCUAUAACAGCAUGAAGAGUACCACAUAGUAACAUCACCUGUUCUCAGCAUCUUGGAGCAGGAAUAUACACAGAAAACCUGCAUAUUAGUUUUGUCCCCAUGCUCUCAGAUGCUAACCCCAUGUUAAGAAUCACCAGUGUCUUCACUGAAGCCUGAGCUUUGGCCUGAGUUCCUGUUCCACUCAUCCACAGCCAGGUCUCAGAUACAGUAUCCUCUCCAACUCAGGACCAAAAGUAUCUUCACCUCUGCAUCCCACACAGAGCACUGCCUACCUUGGAAGUGAGAACUACACAUGCUUUUCCUACAUGUCCACAUCAGUUUCUGUUACCCCUGAGUACCUUCCCUUCUCCUUGUUGCCUCCUCAAGCCCCCAUACACUAGCCUCUUCCUCUAGCAUCCCCAUCCUUAUACCUGCACCAUUGCAAUCUGUCUCUCUAUUGUUUCUAGAACUCUCUGAAGUAUAUCAUGACAUAUAUCAAUUUGGAAGUGCACCACAUUUCACAAGGCAGCCAUGCUGAGGUUCUUAGCUGUUCUGCAUGGUGAGAUUCAUUAGCUUCUAACAUUUUCUUGAUGAUUCAAAGCUACCUUGUAUAUUAAGUCAAUGAAGCUUCCUAUCACUGAGAAACUCUCUUGACACAUCCUUUUUUUGUCUGAAAAAUUCAAAAAUGUCCUUCAACCAUUGCAUUGCUUUAUCAUAAACUUCAAUCAUGAAUUCUGUAACCAGGGUGGAAAUUUAUACUAGACAGUUUUAAAAGCAAAGUUCACACUUUAAAAAUGAUCUUAUUUUAGUUUUAUUCAGAAAACUAGUUUGUCUAUUUUAUUAAAAAUAAAACAAAUAUUUGGUUGUUAAAAUUCACUCGGAAAGGCCCAAGUCGUUUCCUCAACUACAUUAUAAUUCUAUUUCUUUCUCUUUAAAUUUAACCUUUAUUUAUAGCCUUAAUAGGACUUCUGUUCACAUUUAACAUUUAAUGGCAAUCUUCUCUAGCUAUAAAAUAAAUCCUCUUCAAGAUUAAAAUGAAGCUAAUUUGAUUGAAAAGCUAUAACUCUUAUCAACCAUUAGCUUUUUAGAUUUAUAUACAUUCUAAAAAGAUGAGAUAUAAUAAUGCCUCUUGGCAUGUGGAUGGAUUAAAAAGCAACAAUUGUAGCGUUUUGGAAAUAAUCAGGGGCACUUUGAUAAUUUUUAUGUUUUAAUUGUACUAGAAUAUUGUUAAGGAUAUUUUUGGCUACUGCAUUUUGCAAUGCACUUCUAAAUUAAACAUCUCUAAUAACAAACUUCAUUCUACUUAAGUGUUUUAUGCAAUUUCCAAAAGAUAAUGGAAUCACAAUUCUUACACAACGACAAUGUUAAAAGGCAUGUCUUGAAUUAUUACAUCCAUUUAAAUAGAUGUACAUUUUAGAAUACAUAUUUGAUUUAUAAAAGGAAGUUCUGAUGCCUAAAUUCUAUUUAUGAGAAAAUGGAUGCAAAGCCUUGCUUUCCCAUAGCUCAUACAGCACCAUCAAAACCUGUAUGUGGUCACUGCUCCACUCACUGCUCACAGUACUGUCAAAACUUAUGUGACUUUCAAGACCAUAAGCCUAUUUUCACUCACUGUUAGCCUUUAACUCUCUGAAAAGAAUCUGUAGGCUGGUGCCUCUCCAUCCUCCUGAUAAACUCUCACUUCAUAUAAUAAGGAAAGUCUAUUAAAAAUAGCUGUAGCAGCUUAUGUACCAGAUAUGAGUUAGAUUCUCUUUUAGGAAGGAUAUAACAGUGGGAAGUAGAAGUCAUUGCAUUUCAGUCACUUACAACUGUGGUGAAGGGAAGCAGAUAACAAAAUACGACCACCUAAAAAAUAUACAUGGAUGCUCUGAAGAAAUUGAAAGAUUAGAGAAUUUUGGUAUCUGUGAGUUUGGGGAGAGUUUGGAAACCUCUUUCAAUUUUAGAUAAACUGUUCAUGGGAGACAUAAAAAGGUAGAGUUUGUGUUUUGAAAUGAGAAUGUGAACGAUGGAAUGUAGAAAAGAGAAGUCAUGGAGACCAUAAAUGUGAAGCUUGAGACAUUUAUACAACAUAAGCUUGAUGUGUCAGAAGAGAAAGCCAGAGUACUUUAAGUGUGGUGAGCUUGGGUGAGGAGGUCUAAGAAUAGAGGCAAGCAGUGUGUGGAGCAAAAUUAUGAGAAUUUUGUGAGCUGUGUUUCAGAAUUAGGAUGCAAGCUGUUCUUAACAAGCCACUGAGGCUUCCAGCAAGAGAAAUCUGUGGCAGAAUAUAAGAUCCACCAGGACCAACCAGCUGCUCUGUAGAAUCAUGGAAAACUGACUGAAAGAGAGAUGCUGUCAGGAAACCACUGUAGCAGAGAAUGUUUGUUUGAAAAUUGUCACUGCAGGUAAGGCAGUAUCUCUGAAGAUGGUAAGCAGGAAGAACUGAGAGCCAUGCUGGAAUCAGAGGCAGUUUGAUAAACAGAAUGCUGUAAGAGGGAAAAACAGUAACUAGAGAGGUUCCUUAGUUCAGGUAUGACAUGGUUCGGGGCAGUUUCUGGAUAUGGAGAAAACUAGAAGAGGAGCAGGUAGAGAAAAACAAGGUUUUGUGAUGUUGGCAAGAUGAUCAAGCAUAAGCAGUUGCAAAAAAAAACAACUAUUCAAGGAGGAAGAAAUGUAAACCUAAGAGUCAUCAGCACAUAGCGAAAUUUAAAAUUAAGGGACUCACUGAAGUUGUCAAAGGAGGGAAUAUAUCAUGAGUCUCAGGCCUGAGCUUGGAACACAUCGUUUUUUUAUUGUUUGAGCAUUGAAGACAAGCCUAUAAAAUACCCUAAAGGUAGAGACCAAAAAUUUUAAAAAGAAAAAAACAUACAGGAAAUGCAGCAGAAAUCCAAAAAAAAAAAAAAAAAGACAAGUGAGAGAAGAGUGAGCUGUACCCAUCCUUGAUGAGAAGUCAAGUAAGAUGGGAAGAGAAAGCUGCAGAUCAGCCUCAGCUAGAUGGGUCAUCAAUAGAUCAAUGGGAGCUAUUUCAGGAGUGCACUGUGAUCAGCUCAUCAGAGUGGUUGGAGAGUACAGAUUAGCAGAAAGUGAGUACAGAGAAUUCUUUCAGGCUUAACUGCAAAACCAAGCCGUGAGGUGUAACUGGAUAAGGACAGUCUCAUGAAUCAAAGUGUCCUUACAAGCUAGUGGGAAUCAUCCUGCAGAAAGGAAAAAGGGAUGCAGGAGAAAGUUAAGGUGAUUGUAAGAACAGAAGCUUGAAAAAUGAAAGGAAUUGAAUGUAGUAGAAAUAAGGGAGUGGUAUAAAUAUAUCCCCAAGAAGACUAAAAGCUGUACAUAGAAGAACUGUAACUUUUUAUUUAUUUGUUUAUUCAUUUAUUCAUUCAUUCAUUUUCUUUCUUUCCAUAUUGGGUGCCAUGUGAGAGUUCCCAAAGAACUUUUGCUACAUGAAAGCAGGUGCCAUGACUUGAACAUCUGAAGAUCCCGAGUGUUCCCCUUGCCCAGUCGCCUGAGACUGUACAGUGGCACCUACAGAUGAGGAGGAGGCGGCAGCAGCAGGAGCUUCGGCACCAGUAGACUUUGGAGAGGUCAAUGCACAAGCUGGCCCAGCUGGAAAGACUUGACCUAGGCAAUAAUGAAUUCAGCGAGCUGCCUGAAGUUUUGGAUCAAAUACAGAAUUUGAGGGAAUUAUGGAUGGAUAACAAUGCAUUGCAAGUGCUGCCUGGGUCUAUAGGGAAGUUAAAGAUGUUGGUAUACCUGGAUAUGUCAAAAAACAGGAUAGAAACAGUUGACAUGGAUAUUUCUGGAUGUGAAGCCCUCGAGGACCUCUUACUAUCAUCCAAUAUGUUGCAACAGCUGCCUGACUCAAUAGGAUUGCUGAAAAAGCUAACAACUCUAAAAGUAGAUGACAAUCAACUUACAAUGCUACCCAACACAAUCGGAAACUUAUCUUUAUUAGAAGAAUUUGACUGCAGCUGCAAUGAGCUGGAGUCCCUCCCUCCCACCAUUGGUUACCUGCACAGCCUGCGAACUUUAGCUGUCGAUGAGAAUUUCCUCCCAGAGUUACCCAGAGAAAUUGGAAGCUGUAAGAAUGUCACUGUAAUGUCUCUACGUUCCAAUAAGCUAGAAUUUCUUCCUGAAGAAAUUGGACAGAUGCAGAGGCUGCGUGUCUUAAAUCUAAGUGAUAAUAGGUUGAAGAAUUUGCCGUUCUCCUUCACCAAACUCAAAGAGCUUGCAGCAUUGUGGCUUUCUGACAAUCAGUCCAAGGCCCUUAUCCCUCUGCAAACAGAAGCCCAUCCAGAAACCAAGCAAAGGGUACUGACCAACUACAUGUUUCCCCAGCAGCCCCGUGGUGAUGAAGAUUUCCAGUCAGACAGCGACAGCUUCAACCCCACCCUGUGGGAGGAGCAGAGACAACAGCGCAUGACUGUUGCCUUUGAAUUUGAGGAUAAAAAAGAAGAUGACGAAAGUGCUGGGAAAGUUAAGGCUCUCUCCUGCCAAGCCCCCUGGGACAGGGGCCAGCGUGGGAUUACUCUCCAACCUGCCAGGCUGUCUGGUGAUUGCUGCACACCAUGGGCCAGGUGUGAUCAGCAGAUCCAAGAUAUGCCCGUCCCCCAGAGUGACCCCCAGCUGGCAUGGGGUUGUAUAAGUGGCCUCCAGCAGGAGAGGAGCAUGUGUGCUCCAUUGCCAGUGGCAGCACAGUCCACCACUCUUCCCUCUCUAAGUGGCAGACAGGUUGAAAUAAACCUAAAACGAUAUCCAACUCCUUACCCGGAGGAUUUAAAGAAUAUGGUAAAAUCUGUUCAAAAUCUGGUGGGUAAGCCAAGCCAUGGAGUGCGUGUUGAGAACUCAAAUCCAACAGCUAACACGGAGCAAACUGUGAAAGAAAAGUUUGAACACAAGUGGCCGGUGGCCCCAAAGGAGAUUACAGUGGAGGAUUCUUUUGUUCAUCCAGCUAAUGAAAUGAGGAUUGGGGAACUUCACCCUUCAUUAGCUGAGACCCCUCUGUACCCACCCAAACUUGUUCUGCUAGGGAAGGACAAAAAAGAAUCAACUGAUGAGUCUGAAGUUGACAAAACUCACUGUCUGAAUAACAGUGUCUCCUCAGGCACCUACUCAGACUACUCGCCCUCCCAAGCUUCCUCUGCGUCCUCUAACACCCGGGUGAAAGUGGGGUCCUUGCAGACAACAGCUAAAGACGCCGUCCAUAACUCUUUGUGGGGUAACAGGAUUGCACCACCUUUCCCACAGCCUCUAGAUGCAAAGCCAUUACUCAGUCAACGGGAGGCUGUCCCUCCAGGGAACCUCCCCCAGCGUCCUGAUAGGCUGCCAAUGAGUGAUGCUUUCCCUGACAACUGGACCGAUGGCUCCCAUUACGACAACACAGGUUUUGUCUCCGAGGAAGCCACAGGCGAGAAUGCCAACAAUAACCCUCUCUUAAGCUCCAAGGCUAGAAGCAUACCUGCUCAUGGGCGCAGGCCUUUAAUCAGGCAAGAAAGGAUUGUCGGCGUUCCCCUGGAACUGGAGCAGUCCACACACAGACACACACCAGAAACAGAAGUGCCUCCUUCCAACCCCUGGCAGAAUUGGACCAGAACUCCCAGUCCAUUUGAAGAUAGGACUGCUUUUCCUUCCAAAUUAGAAACAACCCCUACUACCAGUCCCUUGCCUGAAAGAAAAGACCACAUGAAGGAGCCUACAGAGACACCAGGUCCCUUUUCUCCAGGAGUGCCAUGGGAAUACCAUGACCCCACCCCUAACAGAAGUCUCGGUAAUGUCUUUUCUCAAAUCCACUGCCGCCCAGAUUCAUCUAAAGGUGUUAUUGCAAUUAGCAAAAGCACGGAGAGGCUUUCCCCGCUCAUGAAAGAUAUAAAGUCCAACAAGUUCAAAAAGUCCCAGAGUAUUGAUGAGAUUGACGUCGGUACCUACAAGGUCUAUAAUAUCCCACUAGAAAACUAUGCCUCUGGGAGCGAUCAUUUAGGAAGCCACGAGCGCCCAGACAAGUUCUUGGGACCAGAGCAUGGCAUGUCCAGUAUGUCCAGGAGCCAGUCAGUACCCAUGCUGGAUGACGAGAUGCUCAUGUAUGGAAGUAGUAAAGGCCCACCCCAACAAAAAGCAUCUAUGACUAAGAAGGUCUAUCAGUUUGACCAAAGCUUCAAUCCACAAGGAGCAGUGGAAGUAAAAGCAGAGAAGAGGAUUCCACCCCCUUUUGCACACAAUUCUGAGUAUGUACAGCAGCCCAGUAAAAACAUCGCCAAGGAUCUGGUCAGCCCCAGAGCCUAUAGAGGAUACCCACCCAUGGAACAGAUGUUCUCCUUUUCCCAGCCAUCUGUAAAUGAGGAUGCCAUGGUGAAUGCUCAGUUCGCCAGCCAGGGGCCCAGGGCAGGCUUCCUAAGGAGGGCUGACUCCCUGGUCAGCUCCACAGAGAUGGCCAUGUUCAGAAGGGUCAGUGAGCCCCACGAGCUGCCCCCUGGUGACAGGUAUGGCAGAGCAACCUAUAGGGGAGGGCUGGAAGGCCAGAGCAGCAUUUCAAUGACUGAUCCCCAAUUCCUCAAGAGGAAUGGCAGGUACGAAGAUGAACACCCUUCAUAUCAAGAAGUGAAAACGCAGGCGGGAAGUUUUCCUGCUAAAAACCUUACCCAGAGGAGGCCGCUGUCUGCCAGGAGCUACAGCACAGAGAGUUAUGGGGCCUCCCAAACCAGGCCAGUUUCAGCUAGGCCUACCAUGGCAGCCCUCCUGGAAAAAAUACCAUCUGACUAUAACUUGGGUAACUAUGGUGACAAGACAUCAGAUAACAGUGAUAUAAAGACAAGGCCCACCCCUGUGAAGGGAGAGGAGAGCUGUGGCAAAAUGCCGGCAGACUGGAGACAGCAGCUGCUUAGACAUAUAGAAGCUAGAAGGUUAGACAGGAACGCUGCUUACAAACACAACACAGUUAACCUUGGCAUGCUGCCCUAUGGAGGUAUUUCAGCAAUGCAUGCAGGCAGAAGCAUGACUUUAAACUUGCAGACUAAGUCUAAAUUUGACCUUCAAGACCUACCUCUUCAGAAAACCCCGUCCCAGCAAAGCAACAUUUUAGACAAUGGACAAGAAGAUGUCUCUCCUAGUGGCCAAUGGAAUCCUUACCCACUUGGGAGGCGGGAUGUACCUCCGGACACCAUUACUAAAAAGGCAGGCAGCCACAUUCAGACCCUGAUGGGGUCACAAAGCCUUCAGCACCGCAGCCGGGAACAGCAGCCAUAUGAAGGGAACAUCAACAAAGUGACCAUUCAGCAGUUCCAGUCGCCAUUGCCCAUCCAGAUCCCCUCAUCACAGGCUACCCGGGGACCUCAGCCUGGACGGUGCUUAAUUCAAACGAAAGGGCAGAGGAGUAUGGACGGUUAUCCUGAGCAGUUCUGUGUGAGAAUAGAAAAGAACCCUGGGCUUGGAUUUAGUAUCAGCGGUGGAAUUAGUGGACAAGGAAAUCCUUUCAAACCUUCUGACAAGGGUAUCUUUGUUACUAGGGUUCAGCCUGAUGGACCAGCAUCCAACCUACUUCAGCCCGGGGAUAAAAUUCUUCAGGCAAAUGGACACAGUUUUGUGCAUAUGGAACAUGAAAAAGCUGUUUUACUACUGAAGAGCUUCCAGAACACAGUAGACCUAGUUAUUCAACGUGAGCUCACUGUCUAAAUGUUUUUAUAAAUAGUGAAGAUAUGUCAGGCCAGAGCUAAUGUUUAAAAAUAAAUUUAUACAUAGAAACAAAUUUUGCCAGUUGCUGGACCAAUGGCAAACAUCAGUGCCAGGUGUAUAAUAGUGUACGUUAGCCUUGACCACCCUGAAAAAUGUUACUUAUAAACAUGGCAUUUGCGCGCGGUUCUGUAUCAGUUCCAGCGGCAGCCUCUGGCUGUGCAUUGGUGCGGUUUUGUUUCUGUUUUUGUUUUUUAAUCAAAUAAGUUGUCUUCUCAAAGUGGAUUUCCUAUAAUUUCGGAGCACGGAAGCACACACAAGCUCUUUAUGAAUUCUGCUCUCCAUCAGAAAUACUGCCUCAAAAAUUGUAUAUAAAGAGUUGUAAUCCCCAUAAAGUAUUUCUAGCACAAGGUAUAUGUUGGCAUAUAUACAAAAAAGAAUAUAGAAAAACGAUAUUUUCGUAAACAUCUUGGAUUGAGAAAGAAAAUAUAUCUUAAAAUAAGACUUUACUAUAUUGAAUUUUUCAAUAAAAAUUACAUGAUUACGCCUUAUGGAAGCAACUGUACAUAAAGUAUAAAGUAUUUAUAUUUGGUUCCACAGCCAUUUGCUAAAUUCCCAUAGUAGAGUGAAAUGAUUCAUAAAUUAUCCAUUAAUCUCUGGGACCUGAGUAAAAACCAGAGAAGGUAAAUCUGUUCAAUGCCUUUAGCUAAUUAAGAGGAUACAAGCAGACUGCAGAGACAAACCACAGGUUGCUGAGGAUCACUCUUUUCACCAAACCACAAGCAGUGAGCAAUGGGUGGCGGGAAAGGCUUAAUGCUCUAAUGUUCUGUUUCCUCUGGGUUAUGUUGACUAUGAACUGUGGCUCCUGUGAUUCCUUUACUGUAAAUGUGAAACUUAUCUGUGUGCCGAUUUAUUUAGUUUGCUACUCUUAAAUCAUUUUAAAUGAAUUUUGGGAAUUGAAAACAUUUAUUAUAGAGAAAGACUUGUUAGAACGCUAUAGUGGUUUCAAAACUUUGGUAUUGAAAUAUGAAACUUCAGAUAUAAUUUCUCAGAGCUGUGGUCUACUGAUAUCAUUACUCUUAAUUCCUGUUUUUUUGUGGACAGCAAUAGACAAAAUGUUUUUUCUCCAAACCAAAAGUUUUAAGGAACAUAAACAUGAAUUCAAUCAUAUUAGAGAGUGAAAAAAGCCUAGUUAAUGUACUUUUACAUUCUGUUUCCCUUUGUGAAAAUUUAAAAUUUGUUUUAUAAUCCUUUAAAAUAUUUCUUUUUAUAUUAGCCAUCAAUUUGAUUAAAAUAUUAAUUUGAAAUUUCAGAUCAACUUUCCAUAAUUGGUUGUAUAAACUCCCUCAUAUAUUUACAUCACUUUUUUAUACAAUAAAUUUAUCUCACAUAGUAGUGUUUAAAUAUUCUAUAGAAUUUUACAAUAAAAUCACGUGUGGAUGUCACCAGAGCUCUGAGGAUAAUAUUUGUAAGUUUGUUUUAUGAGGACAUUGAAAAUACUGUAUUUUUGUAGGAUCUAUUAAAAUGAGUGCCACUUAUUAGAAGUACAGUGGUCUUUUUGGCAUAGAAUUUGUCGGAGAAAAAUGUUACUUCACUUACCAAGCAGUGCACUAACUCUGGUGUUGAUUUAUGACAGGGUGACACAAUACAGUAAUCUUAUAGACUUGGACAAUUAGCUGCUGAUUCUAGAUUGACCUUUUUACACGGUAGCAGCCAUUAUGUGCAUUUUAAUAUAUUGAGAGCAUCUAAUGAGAAAUGUUUUUCAAAGCCUAAUUUUCUGUGUCAAAAACUAACAGCACAUCACUACAGCCAAUGUUCUAGGCUCAGCCUUAGUCAAGAGAAGCCAGCCAAGCUCACAGCAUAGUAUGGUAGCUUGAAAGCAGCCAUCGGGCCUACACAGCCUCCUACACGAGAGGCAGGAGGCAGCCAGAUGGAGGGCUCCCCAGGAAAUUUCUUGUGUCAGAGCAUCAAAUGUUCCUGAGGCCUUCAGCUGAGAGGAUGGAGCUCCCUCCUUGAUGGACAGCAUUGCCUGAGGCCUUGCUUUGACACUUCCUUCUCUGAGGUCCAGCCAUGGAGAAAGGAAGAAGAGGGCUCGCUGGCCUCUUGGGAAACUGUGGAUAUAGUCAGUGCUACACACUGAUAGGUAGAUGGUCACACAGAAGGGUAUUUUCUGUUUAGAUUAGCUCAGUGGAAUCAUUGAUCAAUUGUGGUGGGGUGCUUCUCAUUGACUUUAAAGGCAAUCUAAGCCAGUAAUUUGUUGAUCUAGAGGUAUUGACUUUUUGUUUUGAGUAACUAAUUUGCUGCCUGAAACUAAAAUCCAGUUCAUGUUAACAUCAAACAUAGAAGUCAAGAAAAAAUAUGCUGUAAAAAAGAAAGAAAGAAAGAAAGAAAGAAAGAAAGAAAGAAAGAAAGAAACAUCUCUAACAAGACAAAGAAGUUGAACUCCCCAGUGGCAUCAUAAAAUUUCUACGUCUAGACAGGUCCUCUAUCUUCCUGCCGAGGAAGCUGCUUAUAGACAUGGAUCGAUAGGGUAAUAUGGAGUAGGUUGGAGACAUUAGAGGUAGGAAUAACCAAUACUGACAAUUAGUAGCCAACAUCUGUGGGGGUUGCAAGAUAAAUAAUCAUAAAGGGACAAUUUUUAAAACGAGUCAUAAGGCAGACAGUAUUUUGUCAUAAACUAUUUAGGUGACUCUUGACUGCCAGGCAACACAGACCCUCAACACACAUGUCGUGCUGACUUGAAGCUUAUGAAUCUGUGCCUGUCCCUUAGAAUUGUCUACGCUUUGCCUUGGAAUGCUGCCUCCAUAGAGAAGACCUCUGCAUCAGUGGUGUGGACUAACACUGCCUUGUUUUCAGAGAUGAGUGCAUGCAAAAUACUGCUGCCACUCUCUCUUUAAAAGUGGGAUUGAGCUACUUUUUACUGUGUGAGGUAAAGAGAGAGGAUAGAGGUUAGAAUAAUGAUAAAGGAGUUUGAUUUACAUAUUCAAAUAUCAAGAGAAAAGUUUCCAAAUUUUCCAAAAUAUUAGAUGGAAAUACCCAGAAAUGCUUAAUUCUUAGUCCCCAAAUCUUGGCAACCCACCUACAGAUUCCCUAGAACACUAGAUCAGCAUAAAGUAACAAGUUAGGAAAAUAACGAAGUCCAGUCGGCUAAGAUGGCUGUUUAGUACAUACACCCGGGUUGAAGGGCCAGGGAAAGCCCUGUGGCAGAAAUGCUCAUCUUUCCACAGCUUAACCAAAUGUUCAAAUGCCAGUCAGUGAUGUAGCCACACUCAUCUCAUGGGUGCAACUUCUUGACCCAGUUAGGACUUUGGUGAAUUUUCUAGAUUUAAGACUACUUUCACAGACUUUUUUUCCCUUAGCAAUCCUAGGAGAAGCACUCUUUCCUGGAUAGGACCAUUAGCCUAGCAUCCCCUGAAAACAUGCUAUGUCAAUCAAAUUGAAUGUGGGCUAAGGGAAACUGGGUGUGCUCUGUGGGACACACAUAAGCAAUGUUACACGAAAUAUGAAUGUUGACUCUUAGGCACAUCUGUAUGGCUCGAUCUUAGUCAACAAGAUUCAGUGAGUUUCCCACAACACCCAUGUACAAGACUAAGGCAAACACAACUGUGUUUCCAACUCUGGUAUGAUGCAUCUGGAGACAUUUCUGCAUCUAGCAGGCAACGCUGGUCUCCUCUCAGAGCUGUUGUCUCUCUGUAGACUCAUACCCUAAUCACCCAUGUUGUCCAGUGGAAGUGGAUGUUGUUUCCAUACCACUGAGACAAGCCUCCAGAGCUCCAGCUGCCAGAAGACCCAGAAUAUCAACUGGGGGCUUCUGCUUCAGUUUGAGAGCAACUCUCCUAGGGGAGAGUCAGUGCUUACCACAUUGCUGACAGCAGCAAACAGCUCAUGCACAAAGAUGUGUGAGGGUGGCGGUGCCUUAAUGAAGCCACCUUUCCACUUCUUUGCUUAUUUUCACUGUUGCCUCUCCAUUCUCAGUGUUAGGUUUUCGCCAUACUGGGAGACUUUCUCUGAGCUGCUUUCAUGCAUAUUGGGGUACCUGGUAGUCUUCCCAACCUUUAACACUGUGAGAAAAUUAUCCACAAACUCUCUCCUGUGAGGACAGAAGGGCCUACCUUCCAGCCUAAAGCAUUCAAGAGUUUUGAAACUAUGAGUGGAAAAACCACUUCAAGAUUUUACUUUAAAUCUUGUGGAUUUAAGGAAUGUGGGUCCCUUUGCUUCUUCACCCUAUGAUUGUCUUGAUUUUCCUAGGAGCCAAUAUUUUGGGGAAAUAAGGAGAUAUAGUUUCAACUUUAGUGACAUCUUGACUUCCUGGGUUCUGAAGGUGGAUUUUGUGAUAUCACCCUAGGUAGGGAGAAAAUUUUUAAAAAUGACAGACCUGGACCCAAUAUGUGCAAGCAGCCAGAAGAUCUGGGGAAUAGCCCUUUCUUCCAAAAUUUCAAAACACAGCCUUGUUUUGGCACAACUUUGUUCAUGGCAAAACUAUAACAAAUUAAAUAUUGGGAAAUUUCAGGCAGCAUUUAUAUAGAAAAUUCUAAAAUCCUGUGUAGACCUGGCCAAAGCAGAAGCAGUAGGUGAGUCUCCAUUAAUGAAUUUCCAAAUUUAGCAUAAUUUUCCCUCCUUUAUUUAAAAAAGGCUCUUGUUUUACCAUCUAAGCUAGUACCAUUUGUGUAUAUGAAUAGAUAUGAAAAUGGAGUUUAAAAGGGUUGUUCAAAUUUCCCUCCCUUUGAAAGUUUGUUCUCUCAUUUUGAACAAGUGUAUUGUUUAUAGUAUUGAUCCCCACCCCCUAUUUUAAAAUAAAACAAUGAGCAUAUGGUUGAACAGACAGGCAGGCAUCUCUCACCUCGAGAAAAGUAUCUCACAUAAUGUUUUCAAGAGCAAACUCCUUCACAAUAGGGUAGCUGAUCUCAGAAACAUAAAGUAUGUUAUACAGUCAAGGCAUCGAGAGACAUGACUUUGUAGACUGCCACAAAACCAAAGUGCAGUGAUUAUAAAUUUUAUGACAAUUAUCUCCUGGACACCCCUAUGCAUCAUGCCUGUUGGGAACACAGCACAGUCUCUCCUCUGCACAGAACAUCAUAGCUGAGAGGAAAGAGAAGCUGCAGACAGAAUGAGGCAGUAUGGUGAGUCCUCUGUCUCUGCCUUGACCCCAUGCCAUGGCUGAUGGCAUCGAUUCUGGAUUGGAACAGUACUUCAAUUGGAGCUCUUUUAUAUAUUUCUUCCUACUGGGUCCUAGGGCCACUGGGAGGGCAUUUCAAACAUUUUGGGGGACUUAAAAAGACUUUGACAGACUGAUCAUGGCUGGACUUAAGAUAUUUUUGGACAAGGGAAAUAGAGCCCAGAAUCUCUUGGAUUUUGGAGGAAAGGUUGUCAUGAAGAAGCUGUCAAUCUGGCCUACUGUUCAGCUCCAUGCUCUGGCAUUAGUAGAUGAUAAGAGACAUGGACACAGGGGAAAGUCCCUCCUGUACUCACUGCAUCUAGAACACACUUCCAGUGUCCAAUGUUAGGAUUAGCCACCCAGAAAGGCAGUAAACAUCCCAGUGUACGGGUGUACAUCUUUAACCUCAGAACUCAGGAGGCAAAAGCAGGUGACUCUCUAUGACCUCAAGGCCAACCUGGUAUACAUAGUAAGUUCCAGGACAGCCAGAGCCAUAUAGUGAGACCCUGUCUCUUAUUAAUUAAUUCAUCAAUCAAAAAAGAAAGGCAAUGAACAGGGAACAAUAUUUUUGCCUACGCAUUCCCCUGUGGAUUUAAGAACACUGUCAUGGCCUGCUGUAUGCCAUUGGCUUACACAUAUUCACAAAUCAAACUAUCUGUUUUUCCUCCAGGAGAGCUGAGGCCUCUGAUUAUAGUACCAGCUUGUAUCUUUUCUUUGCCCUACCCAGGCUAGUGUUCUUUUACUUCUGUGUGUCCCAGUGAUUUACUGCCUCUGUAAACACUGGUUCUGCUAGCAGGCCUUCCUCUCCAGCCUACUUUCCAAUCAAGGACAGGAAGUACUUACAAGCCUUCUGAAAAGCAACGCCAGAAGAACACACCAAUCCCUCAACCCUAGUGCCAGAAUCAAAGUAAGUGACAUACUUAACAAAUAUUGACUUAAAUGGGUGACUGAUACUCAAUCUCUGCAUCCUUAAAUGGUGAACCUUAGAUUCACUAGUCUCACUUUUGCUGGGGGUGGAGGCAUUCUCUAAGAUGACUUUCCCUUCUCCUUGCCAUUUCUUCUCAGACUUUCAGAACCUUUAUGCUGUUCAGAAGCUAAGAUUCAUUCCCUUUUCACAUGUUCUAAAGAUGCCAGCACCACCCAAAACCUUUAACAACAAAACAGUUGUUCAGUUUGAAAACAUUUUAUUUAUAUCCUUGUAAUUAGUUCAGAACUUUCUUCUGGGGAAAAGCUGUGCGUUUAGCUGUCAGAAAUGUCUUACAGACAUGAAGGAUGAAAUGGAACUCACAAAGCUGUGGUUUUAAGUAUCUUAGAGACCACCAAGCCCUGGACCCCAUCCUGGACAAAGUCCUCAAGCGCCAGUGAGGUGGCUAUUGAAGACCGUAUGUGGUCAAGGCUGACUUUAGACCCAUUUAAUGUAAAGAUUCAUUUGCCUGUAUAAUAUGACUAGGGAGGUUGUUGGCUUAAAUUGUUUUUACAAUACGAAUGUGGAGAGAAGAGAGAAGAAUAUUGUAAAAGAAAAGAACAUGAGAAAUUCAGAGGAAAAAUGAGGUUACCAUAGUCAACAGAGCGCUUUACUGAGAUACAACAUAUCACCUGAAUUUUCCAGAAAGGGGCCUGUCUGACCUUUGUGUUACCACCACCCACCAAUAAAACUGAGGACGCACCAAAUUAUUGUUGCUUUUCCACCAAAAUUUCCUUCUUUUCGAUUUCUGGGUUCAAGCCUGAGAUACAUGCUAUCCUUGCAAUCAUUUGAACAUGCACACAAAACUUUUUUUUUUUUUUUUUUUUGGAGCGUGUAGUUACAAAGAUCCACCACUAGGUGGAGAACGUCCUCCUAGAUUUGAUAUAAGAGUCUAGACAAAUCUUCCCAGCUGGUUCUUGUAGCCGAUGGAGUUGUUAGUAAUAGCCCUUUCCACGCUUUUUAUUAAAGAGUAUAAUUAUGCUUUAAUAUUAAAUGACGCCAGUGGAUUCUGUAUCUUUCUGUACUAAAAUGCUCUGGUUGAAUCAACUUUCCAGAGUGCAUCUCUCUCUCUCUCAGUCUUGGACCAGUGUGUGCUGUGAUUCCGAUCUUUCUAAAAUGUUCAGAAAGCAAAUUCUCCAGUUUUGUAGCUUUCUUGAGUCUUCCAAAUACUUUAUGGUGAUCUCCCUUAUUUUAUCCACAAUUCCCUUCAGUUGAUGUGGCAAUAUAUUUGCUUUAAAUCGUCAUUAUUUACUUUGUAAAUUCUCUCUCCAAAAGUUAAGCAUCAGGAAUCAAGUUUACCUGAAUGGCCUCUCUUAUGAAAUACUAAUCAAGGUCCUGCCUGAAUGUACACUUCCGGCUGACAUCUGGUAGUAACUCCUCUGCAAACUCACUUUUCACUUUAUUCAUGUGCACAAGUAAUUAGCCUAUCCUAAAUGGAGUUUAUUGCAUAGAGAAU